GGGGGUUGUGCACAAAAAAGCGAAUUUUAUUCACUUCUACUUUUGUUAUUUUUCCCCCCCACUCAACACUCAACUCACCUCAUCUUAAUUUUAUCCAACCAUUUUACUCAUUACACCACUCAACUCAAUUCAACUCAAUCAAAAAUCUUUUUUUUUUUCUUUACUAAAUUUUUUCAAUUUUUAUCAUUUUUCUCUCUCCUCUUUCUCAAUACUGUGUCUCUCUGCCACAUAUCACAGGCUCACACCAGCUGCUGCUCCCUUUCUUUCUUUCUCUCUCCUCUCUUCAGUAUCAAUAGCAGCUACAGUCUGCACUGCCAAAGCAACACUCUUUUUUUGCAGAUCAAAACAAUGAGAAAAAAGAAACCUAAUUACAUCACCAACACCUCAAUCCAAACAUAAAAACCCAAAAAAACUACUAAAUUCUUCAACUUUUUUUAUUUUUUUUGUUGCUCUAACUCUAAAACACAAAAACUCUCUAAAAAGUAAAAAGAUUGAAUUUUUCUACUUUGUUUUGAAAUUCUAGUGUAUACCCAUUUCAUAAAAUCAAAAACCCAUAAAAAAUCAUCAUUCUGAUUUUGAUUUGACACCUUAAAUCUCAAAAAAUAAAACACCCAGCAACUUCAUUUUAGAGAGAGAAAGUGUGUUUCUUUCUUUAUUUCUUCUUCUUUUAGCAAUGCAGUGUGUUUGCAGGUUAAGUACCUGUCUUACCUAAGUUUAGUCUCCUUGUAGCAAUUUUCACAAUCUCCUAUUUUACCCUUCACCUCUUCUUUCUCUCUCCUCUUAUUUUACUCUUCUUCUUCUUCAUCAUCUUCUUCUUCAUUUUCCUGUAAUAAUUUUCUGGGUUGUAUUGUAUAUGAUGGGUGUCUUAAUUGACUUAAACACUGUGAAUGAAGAUGAAGAAGACAAUUACCAAAAUACCCAAAAUUUUCAAGACCAAAACUUUAAUCUCUCUCCUCAAAAUCCUUCAUCUUCUGUUUGUAUGGAGUUAUGGCAUGCUUGUGCUGGUCCACUAAUCUCUUUACCCAAAAAGGGUAGUUUGGUAGUUUACUUACCUCAAGGUCACCUUGAAGAACAGCAGCAUAAUAAUAUGCCUGAAUUUGAUUUUUCUUGUGGGGUUAAUAGUAGUAAUAAUAUUCAUAAUCAUAAUACUUUUGAUUCCCACCAUAACAAUAUUCCUCCUCACGUGUUCUGUCGUGUUCUUGAUGUUAAACUUCAUGCGGAAGUUGCAACAGAUGAGGUUUAUGCUCAAGUUUCUCUAAUCCCAGAGAGCCAGCAGAUUGAGGAGAAAAUGAGAGAAAGUGAGACUGAUGUUGAGGGGGAUGAAGAGGAUUUUGAGGAUGUUGUUAAGUCUACAACACCACACAUGUUCUGCAAGACACUCACUGCUUCUGAUACCAGCACUCAUGGGGGAUUCUCUGUCCCUCGUCGUGCUGCCGAGGACUGCUUCCCUCCCCUGGAUUACAAGCAGCAGAGGCCAUCUCAGGAGCUUGUUGCAAAAGAUUUGCAUGGACUAGAGUGGAGGUUUAGGCACAUUUACAGAGGCCAGCCGAGGAGGCAUUUGCUAACGACAGGGUGGAGUGCUUUUGUAAACAAGAAAAAGUUAGUUUCUGGAGAUGCAGUGCUCUUCCUCAGAGGUGCUGAUGGAGAGUUACGGUUAGGAAUCCGAAGAGCAGUUCAAUUGAAAGGGCCUGCCGCUUUUCCUGCUCUUGCCUCUAGACCUGUCAAUAACGGUGUGACAGCUGCAUUUGACGCCAUAUCUUCUCGACGUGUGUUUAAUGUCUGCUACAACCCAAGGGCAAGCUCCUCUGAGUUCGUUGUACCAUUGCGGAGGUUCUUGAGGAGUAUGGAUAAUUCUUUCAACGUGGGAAUGAGAUUCAAAAUGCGCUUUGAGGCUGAAGAUGCUGGUGAAAGAAGGUACACUGGAGUUGUCACUGGAAUGGCUGAGUUGGAUCCUAUUAGAUGGCCUGGUUCAAAAUGGAGAUGCUUAAUGGUAAGGUGGGAUGAUGUAGAGGUGAACCGCCAUGGCAGAGUUUCUCCAUGGGAGAUUGAACCAACUGGUUCAUUUCCGAGUCCCAGCAGCAUGAUGGCAUCUGGUCUAAAGAGGAGCAGAAUUGGUUUGCCAUUAACAAAACCAGAUUUUCCGGUUCCAAGUGGAGUCGGAAUGCCGGACUUUGGGGAUUCAUUGGGAUUCCGGAAGGUCUUGCAAGGUCAAGAAAAAUUGGGUUCUCGUUCUGCCUGUGAUGGUAAUGACAACAACCCUCAUCUCUCCCCAUCUGAACCAGGAAGAUGCUUUCCCAGCUCCAUUCCCUCAGGUGGUGAUUUUGGCAGGACUGCCAAAGGCAUAGGCUUCAGGGAAUCAUUCCGAUUCCAGAGGGUCUUGCAAGGUCAAGAAAUACAUCAUCUAAGCCCGGCUCAUAUAGAUGGUUUCACAUCAUCAGCCAACCGGAGACAUGAUGGUGGUGGGCCCCUCGAAAUUUUCGAGGGUGUCCAAGUUCCUAACUGUGGAAACAGAUGGCUAAAGGCACAAGUAUCUUCACCAUCCUCCGUAUUAAUGUUCCCACAUACAAGCAUUCAACAAGCUCGAUGCUUCAGAUCUCCUGUUGGGCAACCCAGGUUAAUGAACAUGGAACAUAUGAAUUAUUCUACCGUUCCUGCCGCAUACUCUUCGCUCUCCAAAGGCAGUGAUGAGUUGGCUCCUGCAGGUAAAGCUAGCUGUAGGCUGUUCGGUUUUUCUCUCACUGAGGGAGAACACCGGGUGGAUAAAGAGAGAAAACAUAGCUCGUUUCCACCUCCCGAAACUUCAUUUUGGCCUCUUGUUGAAGGGCAGCCUUGCUACAAGUCUUCAUCAGCAACCAAAGUUGUAAGCAGCUGUCCUGGAGUAAAUGAUCUAUAUGCUGUAAGAGAUAUGCUUCUUGAUAUCGCUCUGUGAUAGUAAGAACUGCUCUUUUGCAAAAUUCAGACCACGUUGGGGCUUCCAGUCGUUCGAUGAACCCAGUGACAGUUUCCAAGUGAAAUCUGCAAAACGCUUUGGUGCAAUAUUGGUCUUUUAAGUCAGAUGAAAAAAAGCCUCAGGAUAAUUUACUCAAGUUAUUUAAGUUGUAUUAAAAGAAAAGGAUUUGUAAUUGUCUAACUUGCUUUUUAGUGUAGACAAAAUCUAAUUAUGCAUGUAUGAAUUCUUUUCUUUGAAGAUUGGAUUGUAAUAUCAACCACAAUUCACAUGUUGUUACCCAGAUAAGUCUGUAAUGUGUGUUUAUUGCCAGAA
Molecule: messenger RNA, 3262 nt
Organism: Beta vulgaris subsp. vulgaris (sugar beet)
Lineage: Eukaryota; Viridiplantae; Streptophyta; Magnoliopsida; Caryophyllales; Amaranthaceae
Product: auxin response factor 3
Exons: 10
Coding region: 854-2929 (691 amino acids)
Biological process (GO): response to hormone; regulation of DNA-templated transcription
Cellular component (GO): nucleus
Molecular function (GO): DNA binding
Source: RefSeq, a predicted model, not a curated record